Messenger RNA from Erythranthe guttata (spotted monkey flower), 2209 nucleotides. RefSeq names its product salviol synthase-like. The record is from RefSeq and is a predicted model, not a curated record. Gene Ontology annotation, molecular function: oxidoreductase activity, acting on paired donors, with incorporation or reduction of molecular oxygen; heme binding; iron ion binding. NCBI's taxonomy places the organism in Eukaryota, Viridiplantae, Streptophyta, Magnoliopsida, Lamiales, Phrymaceae.
AUGGCGGAAAUGGUAAAAAAUCCAAGAAUCUUGAAAAAGGUGCAAGACGAGGUGAGACGAUUUUUCGACGAUAAAGGAGGAUAUGUUGAUGAAUCGAGAAUUCACGAACUAAAUUAUUUAAUGUCAAUUAUCAAAGAAACCCUGAGGAUUCAUGCGCCAUUUCCUCUGUUGCUUCCAUGAAAAUGCAGAGAGAAGUGCGAGAUUAAUGGAUACGAGAUACCGGUGGAUACUAAAAUCAUCGUAAAUGCGUGGGCUAUUAACAGAGACCCUAAGUACUGGCGUAACCCGGAUUGCUUUGAGCCCGAGAGAUUUCUCGAUGAUAAUUUGGGAGUUGAUUACAAGGGUAAUCAUUUCGAAUAUAUCCCGUUUGGUGCCGGUAGGAGAAUAUGCCCUGGAAUGGCGUUCGGUAUGGCAAAUGUGGAGCUACCACUGGCUAUGUUUCUAUACCAUUUUGAUUGGAAGUUGCCAGCUGGAAUGAAACAUGAAGAAUUGGAUAUGUCGGAAUCGUUCGGGGCCACAGCCAGGAGAAACGGUGAUUUGUUUGUUGUUCCGGUUAUUAAACGACCACUCCUCCCGCCUUCAACUCGAAAUCUGCCACCAGGGCCAUGGAAGUUGCCUCUGAUAGGGAAUAUGCACAAUCUGAUUGGCUCUCUUCCCCACAUUGCUCUACACGAAUUGGCCCUGAUAUACGGGCCGGUGAUGCACCUUCAGCUCGGCGAACUCUCGGCCGUUAUAAUUUCAUCACCCGACGCCGCAAAGCAGGUGAUGAAAACCCACGACAUAAACUUCGCAUCAAGGCCGUCGAUCAUCGUGAUGGAGAUUCUCAGUUACAACUGCACGAACGUCGCGUUUAGCGAGUACGGUGAUUACUGGAGGCAGCUGAGGAAGAUCUGCACGCUGGAGCUCCUGAGCAUGAAGCGCGUCUCGUCUUUCCGUUCGAUAAGAGAAGAGGCGUUUCUUGAUCUCGCUAGAUGGUUAUUGGAUUAUAAGGAUCAGCCUGCAGCAGUUAAUUUGACGGAGAAGCUCUACUCUUGCGCCUAUUCUCUCAUUUCAAGGGCAACGUUUGGUAAGAAAUCCGAGGCUAACGAGAGAUUGCUAUCCAUAAUCAAAGAAGGUAUCGUGUUGGCGGCGGGGUUUAAUGUUGCGGAUGUUUAUCCUUCGAUCAAGUUGCUUCAAAUGAUGAGUGGAUUGAGGAGGAAGGUGAAGAAGCUGCACGGAGAAGCUGAUUGCAUACUUGAUGACAUCAUCCAUGAACACAGAUACAGUAAGAACGAGAAGCAAACAUCAGAUACUGAUCUGUUAGAUGUUCUUCUCGGAUUCCAGGGCGGCGACGACGGGAUUGAUAUCCCGUUGACAACUGACAACAUUAAAGCUGUAAUCAUGGAUAUGUUGGCUGGUGGGAGUGAGACAUCGGCCACAGCGUUGGAUUGGUCAAUGGCGGAAAUGCUAAAGAAUCCAAGAAUCCUGGAAAAGGCACAAGAUGAGGUGAGACGAUUUUUCGACGAUAAAGGAGGAUACGUCGAUGAAUCGAGAAUUCACGAACUAAAAUAUUUAAUGUCAAUUAUCAAAGAAACACUGAGGAUUCAUGCGCCAUUUCCUCUGUUGCUUCCAAGAAAAUGCAGAGAGAAGUGCGAGAUUAAUGGAUACGAGAUACCGGUGGAUACUAAAAUCAUCGUAAAUGCGUGGGCUAUUAACAGAGACCCUAAGUACUGGCGUAAUCCAGAUUGCUUUGAGCCGGAGAGAUUUCUCGAUGAGGAUUUGGAGGUUGAUUACAAGGGUAAUCAUUUCGAAUAUAUCCCGUUUGGUGCUGGUAGGAGAAUAUGCCCCGGUAUAGCAUUCGGUAUGGCAAAUGUAGAGCUACCACUCGCUAUGUUUCUCUACCAUUUUGAUUGGAAGUUGCCACCUGGAAUGAAGCAUGAAGAAUUGGAUAUGUCGGAAUCAUUUGGGGUCACAGCCAGGAGAAACAAUGAUUUGUUUGUUGUUCCGGUUAUUAAACGACCACUUCCACCGUCUGUCAAAUGAUCGUUGCGUAAUUUCACAGAAAUAACGGAAGUUGUAUGGUGGUUUAUUUUAAUUUUCAUGUAUUGAUGAAUGUUUGUUCAGAAUGAUCAUCGUGUCGGUUGUUUAACUGGCUUUGCUCUUUUUUUUUUUUUUUUUUUUUUCUCUGUUUGAACAUUUGUCAGUGUUGACAUGUAUAAUUGAGUUAUUU